Pyricularia oryzae 70-15 is the source of this 1463-nucleotide messenger RNA. Its product is annotated as mitochondrial ATPase complex subunit ATP10. The record is from RefSeq and is a predicted model, not a curated record. The coding region runs from base 101 to 1159 and encodes 352 amino acids. NCBI's taxonomy places the organism in Eukaryota, Fungi, Ascomycota, Sordariomycetes, Magnaporthales, Pyriculariaceae. Gene Ontology annotation, cellular component: mitochondrial inner membrane. The transcript has 2 exons. Gene Ontology annotation, biological process: mitochondrial proton-transporting ATP synthase complex assembly.
CGGUCCGGAUCAUUGUCCAUCCAUCCAUCUACAUCCGUCGCACAACCCGCAAUUACACCGUCCAGCAGAACCAGACAGUGCACCCGCGGCUAAGCAAGCCAUGAUCACCAGAAUAGGGGCCAGGGCCGGCUCGAGAACCCUCGCCUGCUCAGCAUGCCAACGGCGCACAAUAAGCCUCUCGGCGCCGUUGCUCCAACAGCAAAAGCCGCAACCGCAACAAAAACAGCCCACACAACCACCACCCACAAGACCAUCCGCCCUGAGCGGUGAUGCGCAACAGGAAGAGGUCCUGCUCGAGAAGCCGAGCUUCGUCAGGGCGCUCACCGAAGACCGGAAGCCGCCAGAGGCCAGCCCGUUUGGAGACGCGCCCAGGUCGUACGGCAAGCAGUCCGACGAGACCUUCAAGCCGCGGCCGCUGGCUCGCCCGAUCGGCAUGAAGGACCCGCCCAGGCCGGGCGACAACUCCGGGCUGGACUUUCGGACCAUCCAGCAGCGGAGGGACGAUUUUGUCAACUACGAGAAGCACCUUAUCAAGCGAAAACAGAUGAUCGACCAAUACGUACGCCCCUACUUCCGCGACUGGAGCAACAUGCAGUGGCACAAGGGCAAGUCCUUCGUGGCGCCCCCUCGGCUGUUCAAGGCCGAGCACGCGCUCUACUUUCCCAACUUUUACGGCAAGACGCUGUCCAAGGCCGACCCGAUCCCGCGCGACACCACUACCACGCUGGCCGGCAAGGCGUCGGUCGUUUCCAUCUUUAGCAGCCAGUGGGCCGAGAGCCAGGCCAACUCGUUCAUCGGUCUCAAGGAGAACCCGGAGCUGCACGAGGUCCUCAAGGCGAAUCCGGGACCGGCGCAGCUUGUCCGGAUCAACGUCGAGGAUCAGCUGCUCAAGCAGUGGGUGCUGAGCUUGUUCGAGGGCAACCUGAGGAGGCAGGUCGGCGAGGAGAACUGGGAGCGCUACUUUAUCGUCAAGAACGCCAUCUCCAUGGAUAUCAGGGAGUCCAUUGGUGUCCUUAACGCCCGUGUGGGUUAUACCUACCUUGUGGACAGCAGCUGGCGUAUCCGCUGGGCAGGCAGCGGGUACAGCGAGGAGGACGAGCGCAAGAGCUUGGUCAAAGGGUUGCAACGCUUGCUGAGGGAGAUGGAGACUGAGGCUUGAUCAGGGAGUCCAGAAGCUGCUGCUGCUGCUGCUGCUGGUGCUGGUGCACACCGUACUAGCGUCCCAUCCCAUGCGAACCUGUAUAAUAUAAUGUAAACAUCUGUACGAUAAGCAUGCCGCCUUCUCUUCUGACGGGAAGUCCUAUCCAAUUUGAAGAUACCCGCCCGGAAAAGGGUACUGUCUGUUUAUACACGGGGCUUUGAAAAUCACAGAUAAUAUCCGCCCGUAACUCCAUCCCAAAAAUUAACGCCGAUGCUUGCAAAAUAAAAAUUGCAAAUAAAUAAUGUCACACCCUCAUUUGCAU